CUCCCGGCGCUCCUCGAACCAGCGAGUUUUUUUUCCAAGCCUUUCUCUUUCUGGUCCUCCAGUUUGCCCUCGGAGCGGCCAUGCUCAACAUCCACAUCCCCUUGCUGCUGGGCCAGAUGGUGAACGUGGUGGCCAAGCACAUGCGGGUGGGCGAUUACCUGCGCAUGGUGCGCGAGCCAGCCUUGCGCCUGCUGACCAUAUACGGCCUCCAGGGCGUGUUAACCUUCGGCUACAUCCUGCUGUUGUCCUGGAUCGGGGAGAAGGUAGCCGGCAGUAUGCGGAAGCAACUUUUCUCAUCCUUCCUCCGGGAAGAUAUAGCCUUCUUCGAUGCCCACCAGACGGGCCACCUGGUCAACCGCCUGACCGCCGACAUCCAGGAAUUCAAAUCUUCUUUCAAGCUGGUCAUCUCGCAGGGUCUGCGCAGUCUCACCCAGACAGUGGGCUGCUUUGUGUCCCUUUACCUGAUUUCCCCCAAGUUGACCGGGCUCCUUGUAGUGGUGAUGCCCUUCCUGGUGGGCAUCGGGACCUUUCUCGGCACCUCGCUUCGUCGGCUCUCCCGGAAAGCCCAAGAACAGGUGUCCAAGGCUACAGCGGUGGCCGACGAGGCCUUGGGGAACGUCCGGACGGUGCGGGCCUUUUCCAUGGAACCCAAAGAGCUCCAAGAAUACGCCGCGGAAGUGGACAUUUCCAGCCGCCUCAACAUGAACCUGGGCCUGGGCAUCGCCUUCUUCCAGGGACUCUCCAACGUGGCCCUGAACU
Messenger RNA from Pseudonaja textilis, 759 nucleotides. Lineage: Eukaryota; Metazoa; Chordata; Lepidosauria; Squamata; Elapidae. The record is from RefSeq and is a predicted model, not a curated record.